GGUGACAGUUCAUUUCUGAUUCGAAUUUUUGACGUUUAGUUGAGUUCUGCUCGUUUCAGUUCAUUUGGCCGACCCCGUAAUUAAUUCGUUCGAUUUUUAAGACUUUCCAAACUUCUCUCAUUCAAAAACAACCCCAGUGGAUUAUGAUGUUGGACAUGAUGAACGAAAAAUCACAACAAAUCGAAGAAGAUUGUGGUGUAGAUGGCGAUGUUAUGAUGGAGAAUGGAUCAGGAAUAGGAGACGAAAAGACAAAUCUCAUCAUUAACUAUGUACCUCCAAAUAUGAGCCAAGAUGAAAUCAAACAAAUGUUUGGGACUUUGGGAAAUGUCACUAGUUGUAAACUCAUUCGGAAUCGAGCUACUGGACAAAGUCUUGGCUACGCUUUUGUCAAUUAUGAAAAUGCCGAAGACGCUAAUCGAGCUGUGGCAGAGAUGAAUGGAGCUCGACUUCAAAAUAAAAAGCUCAAAGUGAGCUUUGCGAGGCCAUCGUCCAGCGAGAUCAAAAAUGCGAAUUUGUAUAUCAGUGGGUUACCGAAAAAUUUUAAAGAAGAAGACGUAGAUGCGUUAUUCAGGCCUUACGGGAAAAUUAUAACAUCAAAAGUUUUAAAAGACGUAGAUGGUGAAGGUCGAGGAACGGGUUUUGUUAGAUUUGACAAAAGGAAUGAGGCACAGGCUGCCAUAGAUGAACUAAACAAUCGACCAUUACCCGGCACAACUAACAAAAUUACUGUCAAGUUUGCUAACCCUCCUAAUACACGGCAACCUCAAUUCCCAGCACAACCAGCUAUUCCUUCUCCUCUAACUCGAGCUUUGACACCUCAAAGAAACUUCAGCGGAGGACCCGUUCACCAUCAUCAAAUGUUGAACUUGAGAUAUUCUCCACUCACUGCUGCUGCAGCUACCGGCUUCUCUUCUUCAUGUCCAGCACCUUCCUGUCACAAUUCCACGACUUCACCGACUUCUCCUGGCAGUCCAAAUGGUGUUCAAGGUCUGACUCCACAAGGAUGGUGUAUAUUCGUUUAUGGUCUUCCUCAAGACGCUACUCCUCUGUCUUUGUACAAAUUAUUUAGUCCUUAUGGGGCCAUUGUCAACAUUGAACUGAAGGCAGAUAAAGGGUAUGGGUUCGUGAACAUGCCUAGCUAUGAUGAAGCAUAUUACGCUAUCUGUCUUCUAAAUGGGACUUGUCAUAAAGGAAAAAUGCUACAAGUCUCCUUCAAGACCAACAAAAACAAUAAAAUUCCACGUAGUUGAGAGCACUAACUCUUAGUUCUACACCAGAGCAAUAUACAAGCAAGCAGACAAGAAUUCUUCAACUCUACCGCCUUUACUGUUGCCAAGAAAACCCCACUUUAAUUAUCAUUUACUAUUUUUUUUCUUUCUUGUUUACUAGCAUUUUUUGAGGGUUUCAUUGAGUUAUGGUAGCUAGAUUCAGUGUUUUUUUGUUCGAUCAUUCGAUCGAUUUUGGUGUAUUAUAUUAAAAUCUAUAUUUCACUUUCCAAUCAAAAAAGUAUUCGGAGAAAAACUUCUAGAUUUAUUCGGUUGAUGGCUAAGAUUUAAAGCCAAAUAUAAAAUUAUAAAUACAAAGUUAAUAGUGUAAAGAAAGCAUUUCGAACACACCAAAAAUAUAUAUAUUUCGAUUCGAGAAAUUAUUAUUAUUAUUAUUGCUAUAUUCUAGAAAUAUUUAGAGAGACUUGGAGCUGGUUUCAGCAUCAUUUCAGUAUAUUAUAAAGAGUAUUAUUUCGGCUAUUCUAUGGAAGAAGAUAGCUAUUUCAUGUUAAGUAAGUUGUACGAUGUUGACAAAUUUAUUUUUUUCUUUAAAUCUUGGUGUUUACUUUAUUCUUAUUUCGUUCUUAGUGACGGAAUUUUUGAGCCUUUACUUUAUCAAGGCUUUUUUUGUUGUCUACUGUAAUCAUCGAGUUUUUGCUUUCAUUAAAUUUUCUUUAACUUCUAACCCG
This is a messenger RNA of Actinia tenebrosa (Australian red waratah sea anemone), 1954 nucleotides long. RefSeq names its product ELAV-like protein 1. Gene Ontology annotation, molecular function: RNA binding. The record is from RefSeq and is a predicted model, not a curated record. Gene Ontology annotation, cellular component: ribonucleoprotein complex. Lineage: Eukaryota; Metazoa; Cnidaria; Anthozoa; Actiniaria; Actiniidae.